Messenger RNA from Cucurbitaria berberidis CBS 394.84, 1404 nucleotides. RefSeq names its product tRNA isopentenyltransferase. Bases 1 to 1404 code for a protein of 467 amino acids. The transcript has 3 exons. Gene Ontology annotation, biological process: tRNA modification. Gene Ontology annotation, molecular function: ATP binding; tRNA dimethylallyltransferase activity. Gene Ontology annotation, cellular component: mitochondrion. Lineage: Eukaryota; Fungi; Ascomycota; Dothideomycetes; Pleosporales; Cucurbitariaceae. The record is from RefSeq and is a predicted model, not a curated record.
AUGGCGCAGGCGCCAGCAAAGCCCUUGGUCGCGAUUGUGGGCGCGACAGGGACUGGUAAAUCAGAUUUGGCAGUUGACAUAGCACGCAAGUUUAAUGGAGAGAUUAUCAAUGGCGACGCGAUGCAGCUCUAUCGCGGCCUGCCCAUAAUUACGAACAAACUCACUCAAGAGGAGAUGAGGGGCGUUCCACAUCACCUCCUAGGCUGUGUUGGACUUGAGGAAGCGACGUGGACUGUUGGGAAGUUUGUGGGUGAGGCACUGGAUGUGAUUGGCGAUAUCCAAAGGCGCGGCAAGUUGCCAAUCCUAGUUGGCGGAACUCACUAUUAUACGCAGUCACUUUUGUUCCAAGAUGCGUUAGCAGACGAGCCUACUUUGAACUUGAAUGAGAACUCUGAGCCUUUGCCUAUCCUAGAAGCCCCUACGGACGUCAUUUUGGCUAGGUUGAGGGAGGUGGAUCCCGUCAUGGCGGACCGCUGGCAUCCGAACGAACGACGAAAGAUUCAGCGCUCGCUCGAAAUCUAUCUAAGGACGGGAAAACCUGCUUCGCAAGUGUACGACGAGCAACGCAUACGGCAAGAUGGUUCACCUCGUUUAGCACAGGAUGGACCAGCCAGCACUCAUCCCGGACUUCGAUUUCCGACUCUAGUGUUUUGGGUUCAUGCUAACAAAGAUGUGCUGCAUCCACGUCUCGAUGGACGCGUAGAAAAAAUGUUGAACAAAGGCCUGUUGUCAGAGGUACAAGAACUUUGCGAUUUCCAGAAGAGCUACGAGUCGCGUACAGAUACCAAGAUAGACCAAUCUCGCGGAAUCUGGGUGUCAAUAGGCUACAAAGAGUUUCGGGACUAUCAGGAUGCGCUUGCUCAGGUACCGCAGGUUCCGUCGGAGCUUGCGAAGCUGAUGACUGCUUCUGUCGAGAAGACACAGGCAGCUACGAGGCAAUACGCCAACCGCCAAAUCAAAUGGAUCCGCAUCAAGCUGCUGAACGCGCUUUUGAGCGCAGGGCAGAAGAGCAAUAUUUUUCUACUCGACGGCUCUAACCUGUCUAAGUGGGAAGAUGAAGUUACACAAACUGCAGCCACCGUCACCGAGCGUUUUCUCUCUGGUCAAACCCUUCCUGAACCCUCAACGCUCUCUUCGUUUGCAGCAGAGAUGCUCACACCAAAGCGGGCAUACGAUCUCGCAAAGCGACCAGAUCUCUGGCAGAAGAGAGUAUGUGAGACUUGUGGUACGGUCGCAGUCACCGAAAAUGACUGGACCUUACACACCAAGAGUCGCGCUCACCGGAAAGCUGUAGGCGCAAGAAAGAAGCGAGAGAAUACCCAAGGUACGCCACAGGAGAAUCAAAAAGCUUUACAGGCAGAUACGGACGACAUGCGUGAAGGCUGUGCGGAGAGUCUACCGUAG